Messenger RNA from Elephantulus edwardii (Cape elephant shrew), 960 nucleotides. RefSeq names its product ribose-phosphate pyrophosphokinase 2-like. NCBI's taxonomy places the organism in Eukaryota, Metazoa, Chordata, Mammalia, Macroscelidea, Macroscelididae. Gene Ontology annotation, molecular function: ribose phosphate diphosphokinase activity; magnesium ion binding. The coding region runs from base 4 to 960 and encodes 318 amino acids. The record is from RefSeq and is a predicted model, not a curated record. The transcript has 7 exons. Gene Ontology annotation, cellular component: ribose phosphate diphosphokinase complex; cytoplasm. Gene Ontology annotation, biological process: ribonucleoside monophosphate biosynthetic process; purine nucleotide biosynthetic process; 5-phosphoribose 1-diphosphate biosynthetic process.
ACCAUGCCGAACAUUAUGGUCUUCAGCGGCUCCUCACACCAGGACCUGUCCCAACGCGUGGCCGACCGGCUGGGCCUGGAGCUGGGCAAGGUGGUCACUAAGAAGUUCAGCAACCUGGAGACCAGCGUUGAGAUUGGCGAGAGCGUGAGAGGGGAGGAUGUCUACAUCAUUCAGAGCGGCUGUGGGGAGAUCAACGACAACCUGAUGGAGCUCCUCAUCAUGAUCAAUGCGUGCAAAAUCGCCUCCUCCUCCAGGGUGACAGCCGUGAUCCCAUGCUUCCCGUAUGCCCGCCAGGAUAAAAAGGACAAGAGUCGUGCUCCAAUUUCUGCCAAGCUUGUGGCCAACAUGCUCUCCGUGGCCGGGGCUGAUCAUAUCAUCACCAUGGAUCUACAUGCUUCCCAGAUUCAGGGUUUCUUUGACAUCCCUGUGGACAACCUGUACGCGGAGCCCGCGGUCCUGCAGUGGAUCCAGGAGAACAUCACAGAGUGGAAGAACUGCAUCAUCGUGUCUCCUGAUGCAGGCGGCGCCAAACGGGUGACAUCCAUUGCGGACAGACUGAACGUGGAGUUUGCACUGAUUCACAAGGAGAGGAAGAGGGCGAAUGAGGUGGACCGGAUGGUUCUGGUGGGGGAUGUGAAGGACCGCGUGGCCAUCCUGGUAGAUGACAUGGCUGACACCUGUGGCACCAUCUGCCACGCUGCAGAUAAGCUACUCUCUGCAGGAGCCACCAAGGUCUAUGCUAUCCUGACCCAUGGGAUCUUCUCUGGACCAGCCAUCUCCAGAAUUAAUAAUGCUGCAUUUGAGGCUGUGGUUGUCACCAACACCAUUCCGCAAGAGGACAAGAUGAAGCAUUGCCCCAAGAUUCAGGUGCUCGAUAUUUCCAUGAUCCUGGCGGAGGCCAUCCGGAGAACCCACAAUGGUGAAUCUGUGUCUUACCUGUUCAGCCAUGUUCCCUUAUAA